CGCAUCUCAAACAUGGCGGCGCCCUGAGGUGGUCGCUGUUCGCACGGAGAUUCCGCUCAAGGUCUUCCAAUGGUGGAAGAUGAAGGCCUGACCAUCUUUGUGACCUCUGUGGGAAUAGCUCUGUUUGCACUUAUUCUCUUAUAUCACUGGGUGAGUGUGUCUGACACUCAGUGCCUCGAAGAAAACAUAUAUGAUGCAAGGCCGAAGCGCACUUUUCACAAUCAGGGCAGAAGACGCGUGUUCUCACGGGCGUCUCGGCCUCGCUGCGGCGUUCUGGAGUAGUGUGGCCGCGAAGGGGGUGAAACACCAGCAGUUUGUUGUUCCCAGCUCAUCCUCUCCCCUUUCACAUUGAUUUUACAUUGACCUGCUGUUUGCUUGCGACAGAAUGGGUUUGCAGAAAACGGUGGUGAAGGUGCUAAACCUGGGACUGCUGCCCUAUGCGAAGGCUUUGAAAGUCCAGCAACAUUACGUGAGGCAACAUGUGGAGAGUCCAUCUGUGCUGAGGAACACCGUGUUGCUGUGUGAGCACCAGCCCGUCUACACCAUCGGCAUACGGCAAACGGCCUAUCCUGCCGAGGAGGAGGAGAGACUGAAGGCCCUUGGUGCCGAGUUCUUCCGUACCAACCGCGGGGGGCUCAUCACGUUCCAUGGACCCGGCCAGUUGGUCUGCUAUCCCAUCCUCCACCUGGGAUACUUUAGGAAGAGUGUCCGCUGGUACGUUUCGGAGCUGGAGAGGACCGUCAUCGGCAUGUGCGCCAGAUUCGGAAUCAAAGCCACCACGUCCCCAGACACAGGGGUGUGGGUUGGAGAGAAUAAAAUUUGUGCCAUAGGGAUCCACUGUGGGCGCUACGUCACUUCGCAUGGCUUGGCGCUGAACUGCAACACAGAGGUGCAGUGGUUCAACAACAUAGUGCCUUGCGGGAUCGUGGGCAAAGGAGUCACCUCUCUGAGUCGAGAACUGGGGAGAGACGUAACUGUCCUGGAAGCCACACCAGCUCUGCUACAAGCUUUUUCUGAAAACUUUCAUUGUGAGCUGUCAUUCGAAGAGGUAGAUGUAUGCAAAAUGAGUAUAUUUAAUUAAAAGGUGAAUAAGAGUAAUGGGUCAGAAGGAACGUAGUACUCAAUUAAAAGAGCAAAGGCCAACUUGUGUCAACAAUUUUAAAAAUCUGUCCGCGUAUAACAUACACAGGCAUCUUGCUGUUUUAACGUGAUUUGAGUUUUGCAAAUUCAAGACCCUGGUUAUUGCCUACAAGAGCAUCAGUAAAACUGCUCUCAGAUAUCUGUAAGACUUGAUCAUUCGCUACACCCCAACCAGACUGCUACGCUCUUCCACAACUGCCCGCU
Molecule: messenger RNA, 1344 nt
Organism: Scleropages formosus (Asian bonytongue)
Lineage: Eukaryota; Metazoa; Chordata; Actinopteri; Osteoglossiformes; Osteoglossidae
Gene: lipt2
Product: lipoyl(octanoyl) transferase 2
Exons: 3
Coding region: 386-1081 (231 amino acids)
Biological process (GO): protein lipoylation
Molecular function (GO): lipoyl(octanoyl) transferase activity
Source: RefSeq, a predicted model, not a curated record